GUCGAGGAAUCUCGGUAACCUAGUUUAGUGAGACAACAUUAACCGCCAUCUCUCGUGUGUACCACUUAACAGUAGGGUUGGGAGACAUAGGAUAUCCCAGCAAUUUGUGGUAGAAACCAUCAGUCAUGGAGACCGGUCUAGAGGACGCCAUGGUCAUGUUGGGUCAGUCAACUACCUUCAGUGUCACCCUCCACACUGAGCCGUCGGAGGAGGGACAGUGGACUUGGGAUGACGUCACCUUGUCUCACUCCGACAAGUACCUCAUCUCCGUGGACGGUAGACGUCGCCAGCUGGUGGUCACUGACACACAGCUCUGGGACGGUGGAAAGUAUAGCUAUACAUUUAGAGACGAAAAGACAACUGCUAAUUUAUAUUUAGAAGCGGUACUCGGGUUAGAAGUGUGUGAUGAUCUCGGUGUGUUUAUCCCGUCAAAAACAGAAGGUAUAGAGCUUGGUCUGGAGAACCAGGAAGUGAUGCUGGGAGGCUCGGCCACAUUCAGGCUGAGGUUACGUGAUGACACUGUGGAGGCCGGCGAGUGGACGAGUGAUGACGUCACGCUGCGGGAAAACCCAGAUCUGUGUCAGUGGCAGGGACCGUCACGUGACUGUCACAGAUGUCCAGCGUCAUGACGAGGGGGAAUAUACAUACAGAGUUAGUGAGGAAAUUACAUCAGCCCAACUGUCAAUCAAUGAAGCGUAUUGCUUCGGCUCUGUUCAACACCCUCCCCCUCCACGGAUCGUACCAGUUUGACGUCCAGGAUAACAACAACCUGGUUGGAGCGCAGCUGGAUGUCACUCGGGUGAGGUUGUGGAACCCACUCGGUAACACGAAAUAUCAAAAUCCGUCAGUUGUUAAAUGAGUGCACUACUGGUCAGUGCUAGGACAACAGCCAAGAUUGUCUGCUGCAUGUUAACGCUGAGCCGGCAAACUCGUCUACCACCCAAUAUAUCACGUAAUGAGUUACACGACUUCUUAUAUAAAUUACUUUUAUGAUUUUAAUGGGGAAAGGAAAUCAAUACUGCAUUUCCAGUUUGUGUAUCUUUUGGACUUUUCUGAGAGGAUAAAAUGUGUUUGUUCGAUUUGUAGGUGGAGUCAGGCGCUGAGGACUGAGGAAUCAUGUGUCCUAGUCAGCAAUAUUUUGAAUGAGCCGGAUUAAAGCUAAAUCUAAAUGGA
Messenger RNA from Haliotis rubra (blacklip abalone), 1173 nucleotides. Its product is annotated as immunoglobulin superfamily member 22-like. The coding region runs from base 126 to 629 and encodes 167 amino acids. NCBI's taxonomy places the organism in Eukaryota, Metazoa, Mollusca, Gastropoda, Lepetellida, Haliotidae. The transcript is spliced from 5 exons. The record is from RefSeq and is a predicted model, not a curated record.